AUGGCGCUCGUUCGUGCGUUCACUACUAAGCGCAACAAGCCGGACCACCUCACCAACGUCCACAUGGGUCGCGCCGCAAGCCAACGAGGCGGCAGAUUAGUUCGCGGUCUCGACAUCUCAUCCCCGGUGGCGCUCGUGUCGACGACCAACCCGCUUUCCUACGAAGCUCCAGACAUCGCUGGCACCAAGAAAUUCGAGCCCUACCAUCACGUACCGUCGUCAUCCGGAUCUUCGCAUUCGGCAGAGGAUAGUGAUGCGAGCACACUCAGCAUCAACAGUCACACUGACGCAUCUUCCGUUGAGGCCAGCUCACCAGUCAUGCCGGAACCGGAGCCAAACCACUUGAGCUGCUAUUUCAAGCCCAACGUUGGAUCUUCGUCGCCUGGAUCUUCACCGAGCGUAUCCACUCGGACGUCGUUGGUGGAUGCGCCUCAGAUCCCACAACGAAUUCCCUCGCAUUCGAAGAAAGCCCACGAACGUGUACAUCGGAAGCGAUCGGUGCAGCGUAUCAUGUCGCCGCACGCAGGCGGCAGCCGUCGCCAGUCACUCGAAAUGUUCCAAGCUCCACCGGUGGAUGUGCCACGGGAGAACAUGUUUGGUAACGAGCUCGCACAGCUUGACGAGGUUGCGGAGGAAUUCAGUCACGCGGUGCGCGAUGCCGAAGCCAACGCCGAUGCUCACUACAUGGAGUCGCAUGGACUCGCCUACUUCGGUGCCUCGGACUAUCUGACGGAGAUCCACAGCCUCCUGUACGAUGUCCUUCUGGCCGAGGAGCCGGCCUGGAUCUAG
Molecule: messenger RNA, 789 nt
Organism: Lecanosticta acicola
Lineage: Eukaryota; Fungi; Ascomycota; Dothideomycetes; Mycosphaerellales; Mycosphaerellaceae
Source: the annotation of a GenBank genome assembly